AUGAACUGUGUGCUUAGGCGAAGGGCCCGCCCCUGCGGUGGGGUCUUCCAAGGAAAGCAAGAACUAAGGGACCGUCCGGUUUUCUCUCCCGCACAGCCCGGCUUCCCAAGCCCGCAGGCCCUGGAGCCGCCCACCCGCGGGGCCCCAGGCGAAAGCAAGCUCACGAGUGUCCGCGGGGCACACACCCGGCGCCGCAGCGGCCGGGCAUCGCCUACCUCGGGGAUUGGCCCGCGCCGUCUCGGGGGGAGGCGGGCUCACGUGGGGGUGGGCGAGCGCGGGGGAGGGGCCGGGAGGGGCGGUGCUGCCCGGCCCCGCCCCCCGCGCGGCUACACAGAGGGGCGCCCACGUGCCCAGCCCGCUCUCUGCAGCGCGGCGAUUCCGGCGCUCCUCUCCGCGCAGACCAGCGAGGCGGCGGUCACUUCUCAGCCUUCCCGAGUCGCGGGUCCCCGACGCGCUCCAGCCGCUCGCCCACCACCGCCCCCUCCGCGCGGCCCUUGCGCUGCCCCAGUAAGUUGCCAAAUCUCCGGCCACGCGGAGGGUCCUCAGGCGAGGGGCAGCCUGGGCGCCCUGGCCGGAGCGGAAGGGCUGGGGUGGGGGCGCCGAGAGCCGCGUCCAGCUGCGCGCAGCUGCCCGGAGACCACGCUCUAG
Messenger RNA from Hipposideros armiger (great roundleaf bat), 648 nucleotides. RefSeq lists its product as uncharacterized. Bases 1 to 648 code for a protein of 215 amino acids. The transcript has a single exon. The record is from RefSeq and is a predicted model, not a curated record. Lineage: Eukaryota; Metazoa; Chordata; Mammalia; Chiroptera; Hipposideridae.